CACGCGCCCACCUCUUGGCGGUCAGUUUGGCCUCUCUGCUGGUUUCACCGAGUGAGAGUCUUCAGAGGCCAGGUCGUCCCAGAGGAGGGGCCAGAGGAGUGGUCCCCGCUGCGCAAGGGAUAUGAAGUUUGAGGACGUGGCCAUUGCCUUCUCCCAGGAGGAGUGGGGGCUCCUUGAUGAGGCUCAGAGACUUCUGCACUGGGAUGUGAUGCUGGAGAUCUUUGCACUUGUAGCAUCUGUGGGUUGUUUGCAUAAAACAGAAGAUAAGGAAGCCCCUUCUGAGAAGAGUAUAUCUAUAGCUGGAGAAUCACAGGUCAGUUCUAAGACGGUUCCUGCACCCCGGAAGACCCAUCCCUGUGAGCACUGUGCCUCAGCCUUGACUGCUGUUUUACACCUGACAGAGUUCCAAGGAGCGUACUUUGAGCAGAAAGCAUUCUUCAGUGACAAGUGUGUGAGAGGCUUCUGUUUCAGUGCAAACCUUCACCAGCAACAGAGGCCUCCCAGUGCGGAGAAGCCCUGGAAGGGAGAUACGGACAGGGCCUCAUUUGUGACCAGGUGCAGAUACUAUGUACCAAGGUCACCUUUCACCCAUGGGGAGGUUGGGGAAGACCUCCCAGCCACCUCUGGCUUUCUCCAGCACCAGGCCACUCCUAACAGCAAAGAGCUACCCAGCGGUGGUGAGAGUGGGCAGGGCUUUCACAGUAGAAAAAGUCAUCCCCAGUUGGGUGAAUGUGAAAAAGCUGCCAGCCACAACCACAAAGUCAUUCACUGUCAGGGUGUCUGCUCUGGAGAAGGUCUUUAUGAGUGUAGCAAAUGUGGGAAAGCAUUUGGACAAAUCUUUAACCUCAUUCAACAUAGAAGAGUUCACACUGGAGAAAAGCCAUAUGAGUGCAGUGUUUGUGGAAAAUGCUUUAACCGCAACUUUUUCCUCCUUCGACAUCAGAGUGUUCACACUGGAGAAAAGCCGUAUGAGUGUAGUGAUUGUGGGAAGUCCUUCAGCCAAAGGUCUAACCUCAUUCAACAUCAGAGAGUGCACACUGGAGAAAGGCCGUAUGAGUGUACUAAUUGUGGAAAGUUUUUCAGCCAAAGCUCUACUCUCAUUCAACACCAGAAAAUUCAUACUGGAGAAAAACCGUAUGAGUGCAGUGAUUGUGGGAAAUCUUUUAGACUACGCUCUCACCUUAUUCAACACUGUCGAGUUCAUUCCGGUGAAAGGCCUUACGACUGUGGUGAAUGUGGGAAAUCUUUUAGCGAUACCUCUAGCCUCAGUAGACACCAGAGAAUUCAUACUGGAGAAAAGCCACAUGAAUGCAGUGAUUGUGGGAAGUUCUUCACCCAAAGAUCUGCCCUCAUUCAACACCAGAUAAUUCAUACUGGAGAAAAGCCGUAUGAGUGUAAUGAAUGUGGGAAAUCCUUUAGAAAACGCUGUGAGCUUAUUCAACACCGUCCAGUUCAUUCUGGGGAAAAACCUUAUGAGUGUGGUGAAUGUGGGAAAUUUUUUAGCAUUUACUCCAGCCUCUUCAGACACCAGAGAAUUCACACUGGAGAAAAGCCAUAUGAGUGCAGUGAGUGUGGGAAAUCCUUUGCACAACGCUCUUACCUUAUUCAACACUGUCGAGUACAUUCUGGAGAAAAGCCUUAUGAGUGUGGCAAAUGUGGGAAAUACUUUAGCUAUACCUCUAACCUCAUUCAACACCAGAGAGUUCAUAGUGGAGAAAAUCCUUAAAUGUGCUGGGAAUGGUUUAUUUUUUUCCACUUACUAUAAGAAGACUAGAGGAGAUAUUUGGAGACAAUUUACCUAAAUUUAAACCUCUCUUAAUGAAAUAUGUUCAUACACUGUUCUAGAUUCCUCUUAAUUUUCAGGUACAGGCAAGGCUCAAAGUAGCUUUGUUGCACUGUCUAACAUGCCUAGGGCUAUUACCGGAUGAUGUCAGUGCCAGUUUUUGUAUCUGAAGACAUUUCACUUCUACCACCUGGCUCACCUGCAUAUUGUGUGUCAAUCACAAACCCCAGCAUUCUCAGUCACAACCCAAGCAUUCUCCCUUUCACUUGAUAAAAUAAUGAAUACUCUAAUCUUGUGGUGAGAUCCUCAUUCUUUACUGUCUGAGUAGGGAGUGGCCCUGACGCAGUGUGGAUCC
Molecule: messenger RNA, 2138 nt
Organism: Pteronotus mesoamericanus
Lineage: Eukaryota; Metazoa; Chordata; Mammalia; Chiroptera; Mormoopidae
Product: zinc finger protein OZF-like
Exons: 3
Coding region: 122-1726 (534 amino acids)
Biological process (GO): regulation of DNA-templated transcription
Cellular component (GO): nucleus
Source: RefSeq, a predicted model, not a curated record